Diaporthe batatas is the source of this 4517-nucleotide messenger RNA. RefSeq lists its product as uncharacterized. Gene Ontology annotation, molecular function: transcription cis-regulatory region binding; zinc ion binding; DNA-binding transcription factor activity, RNA polymerase II-specific. The record is from RefSeq and is a predicted model, not a curated record. The coding region runs from base 526 to 2772 and encodes 748 amino acids. Gene Ontology annotation, biological process: regulation of DNA-templated transcription; DNA-templated transcription. The transcript has 5 exons. Gene Ontology annotation, cellular component: nucleus. Lineage: Eukaryota; Fungi; Ascomycota; Sordariomycetes; Diaporthales; Diaporthaceae.
UUUUUGGCCUGGGCCGGCCUAUCACGCGAUGCCUGGACGUGGGAGCAAACCUUAUUUUUUGGCCCUCGGCCUGGCACCCAAGUCCUGGUCAAGACUUUGACCUGGGCAUUGAUUGGCACCUUACGCAGAGACCUCGAGGGAGGGAGAGGGCGGAAUAGCCUGCCCGGCGCCCAACACCCCUCACAUCCCAUCCCAUGCUCGCCUGCCCUCUCUCCACCAGGGCGAGCCACACCCCGGCACCGGAUCAGAGAAACAUGAUGCGCGUACCGGGAAACUCUAAAGUCCUGACAUACCAUUCUGCCCGAGCAUCCCCAGACUGUCUUGCCCCCCCGCCCCUGGUUCCGGCUAAGUAUUCUCCACAAUUUCAUCCCGCCCAACUCUCUGAGCGACUAUGCAUCUGCCCGCGCGAGAAGGUCGUCGCCGCAGUCUGUUUCCCCUGAUUCGACUCCGAGCCUCGUCGGGCCCGCGAAUAGCUGACACACGAGGCCAAUCUUUUGUUGUACCCAGUACGGUACCGUCCGGCUCAUGGCCAAGAGAUCCUGGCACGAAGUAACCGACUCCCUGUCGCAGGACAUGGCUAGCCCUCCCCUUACGAGCAGGCGCCGCGGCUAUGAUCUGCCACCGGGUUCUUCCUCGGCCGGCCUGACCCAGGCCCAGACCGGGGAAACUCCUAGGCGCACCAGUCACCCGUCCCUCUUCCAGUCCGUUUCCACACCACGUGGCGAUGUGCCGCCCUUCCAGCAGCCUCAGCGGAACCCUUCCCUGGCAUCUGUGGAGAUAUCGCGGAAAGUGAAGGCCUGUGCAGCAUGUCGUAAGCAGAAGAUCAGAUGUCACAUGGAGGAUGGCAAGCCUCCAUGUGUGCGGUGCAAACAAAGGAAUCUCUCUUGUGUCCUAAACAAGAGUUUACAGAUGCUCAUGGAUGAGAGGUCUCAGUGGCACCAAGACGUUGUCGGCGACCUGGAGCUCAUAUACACGGGUGUUCAAGAGCUGAGGGAACGGUCUGCUCUUCCUCCCCUUACCGGACUCCGCAGCUCCUCUGACCGGCCGGGUCCCGACACAAUGGACCCGGGCGUGCAGGAACAGCACGAAGAUAGCGGCGGCGUGUCACCAGGAGACAACAACUCGCCAACCAUGAUGAACAUCCUGGAUGAAGGCAUGACCGACGUCACCACGCAUCACGCGGGCUUCUUCCCACCCUCUAUCUCAUCAAUAAACCCACAAGGAAGCCGUCCGCCCCUCCCCUCUCAUGACUCGGGCGAGGACGCCCAGAGUCUCCACUCCGGGGGCGGGGCCCUACGGGACUUUAUCGCCGCGGGGCAGAUCUCCCUGGUGGACGCACAGCGGCUCUUUGAUCUUUACAUCGAGCGGCUUGACUACUUCGCAUACAGGAUCGGUGGCCGCUGGCGGACGCUAGACGCGCUGAGGGCGCGGAGCGCCAUUUUGACCGCGAGCAUCCUGACCGUGGCCGCAUUGCAUGAUUCCUCGUCGAAUCAAAUUUACCCGGUCUGCAACAGAGAGUUACGGCGCCUGAUCUCGGCAAGUAUAUUCGACAGGAGGGUUAACCGUGACCACCUCAGAGCCCUCUGUGUGGCCUCGUACUGGCUGAGCGAUAUCAGCUGGACCCUUUCCGGCAUGGCGAUUCGCCGGGCGACCGAGAUCAACCUGAGCGGUAAUUAUCAGAGGGUACUCAUGGAGGGCAGCGAGGAUGCGGCUGACUGCCUCAGGCUGUGGUACAAUCUUUUCAUAUGUGAUAGGAACCUGUCCACUCUCUAUAGUAGGCAGACUCUUGUGUGCGAAGACGCCAGCACUCAGGGCUGGGAGGAGUUUCUCAAGACGCCAUCCUCCACGGAUCAUGACAAGAGACUAAUGAGCCAGGUCUCCUUGCAUCUGAUUCUCACAAGCGUCCACGAACUUUUCGGACCGGACAACGGGGUCAUGAUUCCGCCUGCUUUUUCAAUGCAGAUUGCGCACUACAGCCGUCAGCUGGAUCAUUGGGUAGGUGUGUGGUCGACAACACUGAAGAGCUGCUCCUCGACGAUCGGCGAAUUUCCAGUCAAGAAUGCCCUAAUUUACUACCAAUUCUCGAAGCUCUACCUCUUCAGCCACGUCUUCCGAGGGCUCGCGAGCAAGGAUGCUGUCCCCAUCCCGCUGCGCGAGGCUGCCUCGGGUGCUAUUGCGGCGGCGACCAACAUGAUCGAGCUUGUCCUGCAGGACCCAGACAUUGCGGCCAGCCUCCGGGGCAUGCCCACCUUUGUGCACGCAAUGGUAUGCUUCGCCUGUGUGUUCCUUCUGAAACAAGCUGCCAAGCGGCAGGACGGGCUGGUGGACGGCGGCCACGUCGGUGACCUGGCAAGCAGGCUCGUCGCACAGUUUAGAUCGAUCCAGGCAGGCAAGUGGCACAUAGCUCACAUCAUGGCCGAUGGGCUGGAAAAGUCGGCUGCUUCACUACUCGGCGAGAGUGGUUCGAGCAUGGCAGAGAGACAAGGCAGUAGUGCAGGUAGCGGUCUCGCCAAGGGGGGCCCUGGCAGCAUGGCCGAGGAUUCGGGGCCGGAGGAUACAUCUGGCAUUGCAUUUGGGUUGUAUGCUGACCCGAACGCCUCGUCUUUCCAGGGACCCGUUCCAUCGGGCCUUGGUGAUGUGGGGGGCUCGGUCGGGAUGCAGUCGAUGCAGGGUGCCAUCCAGAGUCCUGGCUUGGCUUUUGGGCCCCAGGGCUUCUUCGAAUUUGGUACGGCCCCGCCGGGUUCAGAGAAUGAGCCUUUCGGAUUCCCAUGAACGUCGGUACGCAAUCAAGUAGGGGCCAUUCUUGUCCUGGGGCCUUGUGUUCUUCCUUCGCAGAGUGAGGUGGUCUUCAAAAGCAACUUCGGGACUUGGACAAGGAGCUGUUGACUUGAUAUGGGAGACUCGGAACCUUAUGAACAUAACGCAAUCAUUGACACAGGCUUCAUGCGGGUGCCACUGCGGUGUUACAGGACAAAUGAUCACCUGUUGUUCGUUUUCUGGUAGCCGGAAGGCCACCCCAGAUGCAAAGGAUGGAAUCUGGCAGCUGGCUCUUUGUCUCAGCCACUCGUUGCCCCACCACUCUCUCCAUAUACAGCAAUAUCUUGGCCGAAUAAUUAACCCUCUUGCCGGGGGCAUCAAGAGAUGCAGGCUUUGUCAGCUGUUUCAGGAACAGUCUCUUCUCGUCUCGGUAACUUUCAACUGGUGCUACUGUCCACCUGGGCUUAGGUAGUACCUUUGCCAUGACAGACAAGACCGGCAGAGCUUAUCCUCAGGUUCCGUGGCUCCCAUACUGCUGCCCCAGCUGUUUAUCAUGCUUGUUUCGCCUGUCUGGCAGUUCGUUCCUACUGGGCGGGUGGGCCGAACGCGAGGCGUGAGGUUGGGCCCUGAAAGUCGACCUGCGAGACGUCGAUCUUUUCGCCGGCAGAUGGUGCACUAGAAAGCAGUUGAGCAAGAUCCCCAAAUGGCUGGCGGGCCUUGGACUUGGGCGAGAAGUCGGCGAUGGGUCUCGCAGAAGCGCCAAGUAAAUCAUGGUCGCCCAGGUCGCGUUCAUCGUCCUCCCAGUCGCCUUGAAACGUAAAAGAACCAUUUUCCGAGGAAUUCUUGUCGUCAUCGUCGCCUCUCAGGUCGUAACCUUCCUCGUCUUCAUCUAUCUCCAUCCCCUGAUCCUCGUCUUGGUGCAUAUCCGCCUCCUCGUUGCCGUCACCAUUCCCCUCAAUGAGCUUAUGUGGCCGAGGCUCAGCCCAAGGUGAAUGAAGAAGAGCAUGUACCCUGACCAGCUUCUUUGCAAACGGCGACUUAGGCAUCAUCUGUUCCGCGGACUGAUCCAAUGCAGCAGCAACAGCUGAUCCAUUGCCGACAUUAGCCCUGGCCCUUUUUUUCGCGAUGCGUCUGUGACGCUUCCUGAUGAAGCGGACAUGAGCCGCAUCAAGUGAUUCCACAAGAUCUCUGACGAUAAUAGCUGGCAUGUCGCUGGGCAGGCUGGAGACUUUGAUGAUGUGCUCCCAGCACCGCGCUCCCAGCGGUGGGUUGGAGCAGCCGUGACAGGGCGUCUGUGGACCACAUUCCAGCUGCAGGUCCGGAACUGGUACAAUAAAGUGUCGCUCAACAUGGUCCAGCAAGUCCAUGAGCACGGGGGUAACGUCGCGGGCGUUUGGGCCCUGUUUUUGCAAGGCUUGACACAGCACAUGAGCCCUUUCGGGUGACGAGACCCACAUGGGCCAGCUGGUGCGAGCAAGUCCAGCACGGGGUAUCAGGACAUCCAGACGCUCCAGAGGAUCUAUAGGCAGGUUACCUAUGCCCUUGAGAACCUCUCUGAUGCGUUUUUGAUACGCCGCUCUGGCGUUUCCGGCUUUGCGUCGCGCGCGUACCGAGAGGCCGGCAGUGAUGUUUACCGGGUGUGCGUGUGCUUUACCAGUUUUUACACGACCCAUGGUGAUAGUUCGGUAAUGCACCCGUAUAAAAACGGCUUGGAGAGAAGGUCGAGAUGUUGGUGGGUUCGGAUAGCAUUGACAGCAGAC